This is a messenger RNA of Bombyx mandarina (wild silkworm), 942 nucleotides long. RefSeq lists its product as uncharacterized. NCBI's taxonomy places the organism in Eukaryota, Metazoa, Arthropoda, Insecta, Lepidoptera, Bombycidae. The record is from RefSeq and is a predicted model, not a curated record.
AUGGCAUUUCAAACUGCCAUCGCCUGUUUGAUAACGAUCUGUCAAAAACAAGGCUUAAAAGCUAAAAAGAGAGCUACAAAACAAACACAAACAAGAAAGAGAAAACCACGUAAACGUAAAAAGAAUUGUUGCACUAGAUGCGUUCUUGGCAUUUGUAAUUGGUUUUGCAGACGAAUAAAAAGGCGUAUCAGAAGGAAGCUCUUUGGACCUCCCAAGAUCAAUCUCGAGGAAUUCGAAACAGCCGAUGUUAAUUUUGAUGCGAUCAAAGAUUAUUUUCCGGAGAAGAAACUUUCAAACCAAAUUAAAAACUUGUCUGUCCUAACAAUUUUUAAGAAUCAUAAAAAGCUGUCGAAACUCAACAUUUCUUUGAGUCAUUUAGAUUUAAUAGAAGGUUUAGAAGCUGAAGAUUUGAAAAAGAAGUUUUCAAUAAAGGGAUCGAGAGGAACUUUAUUGGAACAAAUGGUAGAAGAUUAUAAGAAAGGCAAUCUCUCUUCGGCUGGUUUAUCGGAUAAAUCUAAGUUCAAUUUUAAAAAAUUAGAUAAGGAUCGAAUAAACAGUAUGUUGGAUGCAUAUAAAGAACAAAAAAUCAAAAGUAAGAUAUCACUUAAAUUGUUAAAUGUUAACGAAUUGAAAAGAAAGCACUCUCUCAGUACUUCUAAAGAGAAAAUCCUACAGAAAGUGAUUGCAGAUUACAAAAAAGGAAAAAUAUCACAAACUGCGAUGGUUAGCCUACAAAGACUUCGAAGUAAAAAGUUAAGUAAGGAGGAGUUAAACAAAAUCUUGCAAAAUUACGAGAAAACUCAGAAAAAGAAACGUAUAACACUAUUUCCAGGACUUUCAAAAAUAAGCGAAUUCAAAAGUGCGAUCGGAGAUGCUGUAAAAUUUUCUUUUUGAGACUAUACAAAAUUUGCUAUACCUAAGCAUUUUUAGAUUUUGUUUAUA